UGUCGGCAGGUUCACUGUCACAUCAGAGGAGAGAGAGAAGAACAGAUUACCUGCUGCUUCUGCAUGGGACAUGGAGCGACUGAGUGCUGAAGCUGAUGGCUUCUUUGACGUUCUGGAGGAGAGGAGGCGGAGCAGUGACUUAAGCUACGCCUUCCGGACCUUUAACCCUCAGCCAUACCGUGGGGCCACGCCCAUUUCAGCUGCCGCUCUAAACAGGAUGGUGCUUGAAUCACAGUACCUGAGCUACGUCAUACAAGAGAUCAUGCUUGAGAGUGAAGAACCGCGUGAGGCGCUUCUAGAGGAGGCUUCUGCGCUGCUGGACGAGAUGAGUCAAAACCUUCAGUUGGGAUUCAUUCGUCUGCUGGGCUCCAUAAUGAACAAAGUUUUUAAGAGCGUCUUCAGCUCUAUACACGUCAAUGAGGAUGGACUCACACGGCUCCAGCAAGCCAUUCAGGAGUAUCCCGUCAUCCUGUUGCCCAAUCACAGGAGCUACAUGGACUUCCUUGUUCUGUCUUACAUCAUGUUCACUUAUGACCUCUCUAUCCCCGUCAUUGCAGCUGGAAUUCCUCUGAUGGGGAUGAAGCUGAUUGGUGAGAUGUUUCGGCGGUCAGGAGCGUUCUUUAUCCGUCGUGCCAUUGGCUCAGACAAGCUGUACUGGGCGGUGCUUUCUGAGUACGUCAGAACCAUUGUGCGGACAGGUUAUGCUCCAUUAGAGUUUUAUGUUGAAGGAUUACGUAGCAGAACGCUGAAAUCUCUCACGCCAAAACUAGGAAUGUUGCACAUGGUGCUAGAGCCUUUUUUUAAAGGAGAGGUGUUUGACAUCAGUCUGGUGCCCAUCAGCAUCAGUUACGAGCGUAUGCUGGAAGAGUCGCUCCUCGCUCAUGAGCUGCUGGGUGUGCCUAAACCAAAAGAGACCACAGGGGCUUUGCUGAAGGCCAGGACUGUGCUGAAGGAGGAUUAUGGCUGCAUGCAUGUGUUCUUUGGCAACCCUGUGUCAGUCAGAGACCUGGUGAAGGGAAAAAUAAACUGCAGACAGUAUAAUCUGGUGCCCAGAGACCUGCCUACGAAGCCCAGUAAGGAGAUGCAGGAGUUUGUAUCUGGUCUAGCCCACAUGAUCAUCCGUUUGCAGGAGAGAAAUGUGGUACUGAGCGCCUGGAACCUGAUGGCCGUGGUUCUCCUUCAAAACCUCCAGGGCAUUGAUUUGGACCUGCUGACCCAUAAAACCCUGUGGCUGAGGAGACUCGCCCUGCGGUUUGGAGCUCAUCUCAGAUGGCCCAAGAAUGUUUCGGAUUCUGAGGUGAUGUCAUCGAGCAUGAGCCUGCAUCACUCAGUUGUACGCUGUGAGAGGGGGCGUGUCUAUUUAGUGGAGGAGGAGGGGCCGGGGCCUGUCACUCAAGAGGAGGGCGUGUUCAGACGUGCUGCUGCUGUGCUCAUGUGCGCCUCCUACAGGAAUCAAGCAGUACAUGUAUUCACAAGACCAGCUAUGGUGGCGGUUGCUAUGACAACAGCUGCAAGCCAUAGGACAGAUGACAUCUUUAAUAAUUUUACGUUCCUGCUGGAGCUCUUUUCCAAUGAGUUAGUUGUAAUUCCUGGUCAAGCUCUUCAGGACUUUGAGGAGGGCUGUUCUUUGCUACAGGAGUCUGGUGUAAUCGGCCGCUCUGAUGAAGAGAUCUAUGUGAGAGACAAUGGCCAAGAAACCAUCAUCUUCCUCAGAGCGAUUCUGCAGCCCUUCAUUGAGAGCUACCAGGUGGUGUUUAGGUACCUGUGUGAAGAGAGUUCGCAGACAUUGAGAGAGAAGACGUUUUCAACCAACAUCCGCAGUUUCAUCAUGAAGCUCCUUAUUUCAGGUGAAGUUCAGUCGUAUGAGUGUUUAUCGUCUGACCUACAGAAGAAUGUUCUCUCAGCUUUGCUCAGGAUGGCUGCUGUGACCAAAACUAAAGUUGAUGACCAGAAUGAGUUCAGAGUGAAUAAAUCUGCGGUGAAGAGAAUAUGGGACAUGCGGAGUAAUGGAUGGACCCCUGAGAUCAGUGUAGACGCCAGACUGUGAUGAGAAGAAUCAGACGACAGCAACUCGCAAUUCUUUUAUUGUAGAAUUGCUAAUAUGUAUAAGUACUGUAUGAGUUUUUAGUGUCAAACACAGAACAAACCUGCAGUAGCUGCUCUAAAUGUAGAACAUAAUUUAUUUUCAACUCUUAUUGCAGUAUAGAUGAUUUAAUUUCAUAGAUGAUGUGAAAAUCAUACAGAUAUUAAUGGUAUUCAACAGCAAAAAACACAAAGAUAUUAAGGUGUGCUCAUCUUUAAAGUAUGAAUGUAAAAAUGCAUGUUUAACAUGUCAUUUAUCAGGUUUUUAAUUUUGAUAACUGUUUAAUGAAAUCAUUUUCUACUUGCGUAAUUGUUAGCAAAAAAUAUAUUUUUGUAUGAUAUUGUAAUAUCUUGAUUACUGCUGUAUGUAAAGAAACAUGAAAUAAUAGUUUUACAAGAUGAGAACAGAAAGCCUUCAGCCAUACACACAGAUAUGCUAAGAUAAGUGUACAUAAACAAACAAAAAAGAAAAGUGCCAAAAAGAUGGUACUUCUUUGAUUUCUUUUUUGAGUACUUUUUGUGUACAUCUUAAAGUGGAGUUUCAGAAAGAGUGUGGUCUAAUUCAGUGCCUAAUUCACAAGCAAGGAAAUGAUUAGCAAAAUGGUUAAAUCGUAUAUAGCACUUUUCAAGUAAUAGUUCCCAAAAAGAAGAUUGCAUUUUCAUUAAUGCAAUCAGUGGUCAAAUCAAUACGCCAAGCUUUAACCAAGUGUUGGCCGGCACGACGCAGGUGUAACGGCACCAGAUACAGCUGACACACGGCUGUGGCUAAUGCAUGAAGAACCAAACCACACUCGCCAAUAGUUUUUCCUGCGAAUGUGAAAGACUCGCAUAUAAAACAAGCAAACGCAUAGAUGUUAAUGUUUAAAAAGUUUACACCUAGAGUAUAAAAUAAAAAAGGAAGACUAAUUGUGACUUUCAAAAAGAAGUCACAGUUGUGAAAUACAGUAACAAAAAUGGCAAUUAUCAGAAAUAGUUUUAAAUUGUGAGAAACACCUCUCACGAUUAGGCCUACUUGUUUUACUUCGAGGCAGCGCCAUGUAAAUACACGAAGGAAUAGGCUAUUUAAAAUCCAUCUUAAGUGUCAUAUUUACCAUCUGCGAAAAAAAUAAUCCAAAUAACCAACAGAAUCCACAUUCUGAUGAUGGCUGUGAUCCCGGACAGACGUGAAUAUGGAAUGGCAGUCUGUUCGUGAGAAAUGAAACUCAAGACACGCCACAUCCCAGCUGUUUAUCCUCCCACAGUACGAGGCAGUUGUGA
Messenger RNA from Sinocyclocheilus rhinocerous, 3339 nucleotides. RefSeq names its product dihydroxyacetone phosphate acyltransferase-like. Bases 71 to 2047 code for a protein of 658 amino acids. Gene Ontology annotation, molecular function: glycerol-3-phosphate O-acyltransferase activity; glycerone-phosphate O-acyltransferase activity. The transcript has 16 exons. NCBI's taxonomy places the organism in Eukaryota, Metazoa, Chordata, Actinopteri, Cypriniformes, Cyprinidae. Gene Ontology annotation, biological process: ether lipid biosynthetic process; triglyceride biosynthetic process; phospholipid biosynthetic process. Gene Ontology annotation, cellular component: mitochondrial membrane; peroxisomal membrane. The record is from RefSeq and is a predicted model, not a curated record.